Leptinotarsa decemlineata (Colorado potato beetle) is the source of this 2390-nucleotide messenger RNA. RefSeq lists its product as uncharacterized. Gene Ontology annotation, biological process: regulation of transcription by RNA polymerase II. Lineage: Eukaryota; Metazoa; Arthropoda; Insecta; Coleoptera; Chrysomelidae. Gene Ontology annotation, molecular function: RNA polymerase II cis-regulatory region sequence-specific DNA binding; DNA-binding transcription activator activity, RNA polymerase II-specific. The record is from RefSeq and is a predicted model, not a curated record. Gene Ontology annotation, cellular component: nucleus; transcription regulator complex; chromatin.
CAUAAAAUAUGUAUAUGAAUAGUAAAACAUAUAUAUAGAAAACAACAUAUUUAAGAUUAUCCAUCCAGGGGUGCUUCUUACCCGAGACAGCAAUUUUGGCUGUGCUACCACAAAUAAACAAGAAAAGAAGAAGUAGAAUGACAUUAAUUCUUUUCAAAAAGUAUUGACGAAAUUGAAUAAAAAAUCAAAAUAAAGAAUUGUAGAAAACAAACCCUCUUUGUUCAAAGAUAAUGGCUACUGAUAAUUGUGAAAUGAUUAUUAAGAAAGAGCUUGAAUCUGUUGGGGAUGAAAUGGUUUUUGAAACAAAUAUCAUGAAAUGUGAAACAAGUGAAACUGAAAUGGUCCCUGAAUCUGGACAAUAUCUGUUUGGUAUUGAAUUGGUUACUCAUAACCUCGAAGAAAAAUAUGAAAUAGAUCAGAUUAAAACUGAAAGUGUCAUUGAUGUUUACCAUGAACCCAAAUCAGAAAUAGAAAUAAGUGAAGGCCCUCAUAAUAAGGUCCUUGAUGAACAGGAUGAAGAUAUGACUCAUGAUUCAAAACACACCACAGAUUCUGGGAACGUUUUUGUUGAAACAGAGGAUGGAACAGUCAGCGAGAAGAAGGAAGAGAGCUUCAAUGAAAAGAAGUUUGGCAUUGCAAACGAUCAUAUUGUGAAACCGUAUCAGUGCAAAAUCUGCUCGAAAUCAUUCAGUUGGUUAAGUCAUUUGAAAAUACAUGAAAAAACUCAUACAGGGGAAAAAUCAUUCCAAUGUAAAAUAUGUCUAAAGUCAUUUGGUAGAAAAGGUAAUUUGAAAACCCACCAAAAAAUUCAUACUGGUGAAAAACCAUUUCAGUGCAAAAUCUGCCCGAAGUCAUUUACUCAAAAUGAUUCUUUGAAAAGACAUGAGAUAACUCAUACUGGCAUUAAAUCAUUUCAGUGUAAAAUCUGCUUGAAGUCAUUCACUUACAGUGAUAGUUUGAAAACACAUGAAAAAACUCAUACUGGAAUUAAAUCAUUUCAGUGUAAAAUCUGCUCAAAGUCAUUUUUUCAAAGCGGUCAGUUGAAAUCGCACGAAAGAACCCAUACUGGUGAAAAGCCGUUUCAGUGUAACAUCUGCUUGAAGUCUUUUAUUCAUAGUAAUAGUUUGAAACUCCACAAAAGAACACAUACUGAGAAAAAACCAUUUCAGUGUAAAAUCUGUCUGAAAUCAUUUACCCAAACUAGUCACUUGAAAAAACAUGAGACAAUCCAUACUGGAAAAAAAGCAUUCCACUGUAAAAUCUGCUCAAAAUCAUUUUUUCAGAAUGCUAAUUUGAAAGCGCAUGAAAGAAGCCAUACUGGUGAAAAGCCAUUUCAAUGUAAAAUCUGCUUGAAGUCUUUUAUUUAUAGAAGUAGUUUGAAACCCCACGAAAGAAGUCAUACUGAGAAAAAACCAUUUCAGUGUAAAAUCUGUCUGAAAUCAUUUACCCAAACUAGUCACUUGAAAAAACAUGAGACAAUCCAUACUGGAAAAAAAGCAUUCCACUGUAAAAUCUGCUCAAAAUCAUUUUUUCAGAAUGCUAAUUUGAAAGCGCAUGAAAGAAGCCAUACUGGUGAAAAGCCAUUUCAAUGUAAAAUCUGCUUGAAGUCUUUUAUUUAUAGAAGUAGUUUGAAACCCCACGAAAGAAGUCAUACUGAGAAAAAAUUAUUUCAGUGUAAAAUUUGCCUGAAAUCAUUUACCCAAAAUGGUAGUUUGAAAACGCAUGAGAGAACUCAUACUGGAAAAAAACCAUUCCAGUGUAAAAUCUGCUUGAAGUCAUUUUUUUGUAAUUUGAAAUCACAUGAAAGAACCCAUACUGGUGAAAAGCCAUUUGAGUGUAAAAUUUGCUUGAAGGCAUUUACUCGAAAUAGAAAUUUGAAAAAACAUGAAAGAACUCAUUCUGGAAAAAAAUCCUUUCAGUGUGAAAUCUGCUCACAGUCAUUUUUUCAGAGUGCAAAUUUGAAAUCGCAUGAAAGAACCCAUACUAGUGCUUUUACAUUCAGAACAUACUGAAAAAACCAUUUAAGUGUAAAAGAAGCUACUUAAAAUCUUCAAAAACUCAUGGAAAUCAGCAAAAACGUUUAAUUGUGCAAAGUUACUCCUUGAUAAUUUUUCUGGUUUAUAAAAUCUUGAAUAAAUUCAUCAUCUCAAAUUAUAAUAAUAAAAAUGUCAUUUUUUAAUCCUCGGCAAAGUCCAGUAGUAAUACCGCUCUGCUUAACUGAGUACCAUUUACAGUUAUUCAAUAGUAAAUACAUUAUUAACACUUACAAAAUUAAACAUAAGUAAAUAAUUAUACUCAAAUUACACACAUUAUGAAGGUACUAAACAUUAUACAGAUUCAAUUGAAAGCGUUAUAUUUUUAGAAGAGAUUAAUUUUAGGGCUAUCUACUU